Molecule: messenger RNA, 2255 nt
Organism: Leptonychotes weddellii (Weddell seal)
Lineage: Eukaryota; Metazoa; Chordata; Mammalia; Carnivora; Phocidae
Source: RefSeq, a predicted model, not a curated record
CCCUCGCCCUGAACAUCCCCUCCCUGAAGCCCACAGCAGCUAUCAGCUUCUCUUGCUGCUUUCUGUGCAGGGGAAGCUUUUGUUUCUUUCCUUAGCAUAGCUCUCCGGCAGCCUGGCUUAUUCCUGCCUCUCCCUGAAGCCUGGCACAGGCCAGGAGGAGGUUUGAUUGCCUGUUGCCCUUGAGCCAGCAUCUCUCCGCAGGAUGCUCUCAGGGUCUCUGCUCCUCAGGCAGCGGGGCUCCCACCCCAGCGAGCCCUGAGGCGGCACCACGAGUGACCUUCUCUGGGGCUAAGCUGGGCUGGGGACGGGGCCCUUCGCUGCAGCCCUGGGCCAGCCCCUCCGCCCUCCCUAGAGGCAGAGUCUGGGAUGUACCAGAUGACCCAGGCCCUCGGGAGGCUGAGCCUGGAGGUGGGCAGCCUCCCAGACUAGCUAGGAAAGCACAGGCAAACUGCUCCUGUCUUUUUCCUUUGUGCUCAGCAGUUCAGCAUCUAGUGACCCAACCCAAUGCUGUCCUCUGCCUCAGCCGUCCUUCAGUGUCCAGUUCGGGGCCAGGCAGUGGUUCUCGAAUUUUAGCUCCUUAGGGGUUCAACCAAAGUUGGUUCUCAGUUUGCCAGGAACUGGUCAGGCUGCCACAGUCCCCGUGUGAGCAUGAGCCUGGGGCACACUUGGUCUGCAGAUCUGGCUUCUGCCCUCUGCAGACGCUCUUGCAGGUGACCACUCCCCUGUCGCAGGCAUCAGGUAGGACCCGGCACCCCACUCCCUCUGACUGGAACCCGCGUGAUCAGUGCUUCUCCCCCACCUUCUUUCUUACCGGCAGACAUUGCUUUCUCCCCCCUCUCCUGGGGGACGUGGCUCAGGUGCACCUCCCCUGUCCCAGGAAUGCUCAGCGGACUGACCUGCUCACCGCAGGCCCCUCUUCCCCACCCUACUGUCAUGACGUUCAUCGUACCACAUCCUGUUUUGCGGGUUGCUCGGCAUAACCUGCUAAUUGAUCUCCUUCAACCUAGGGCUCAAGGUGGUGGCCUGCGCGCCGGGCGGAGUCCAGUGUCUGCCCAGUGUGCCUGCCGGUUCCCCACCGGUACGCACCCCUGCCUCUUGUUACUGCACAGCUCCCAUCAUCAGCCUCGGCCACCCGGCCCCGCGAGCCUGCAGGUCCUGCCUUUAUACCGGCAGAGACCGCAUCUCUGUCCGUCCGUGAUUACGGCAUGUCCACGGCACAGAGCAUGCCAGAAAGCAGGAACCCAGUUAAUGCACGUUGUCGAGGGAACAAAUAUAUUGAAUGAAAAAAAUACACAACAAUUUAUUUGAUGUGUGCAAAAAGUAACAUUGUAGGUGCACAGACUAUCUGGAGGGAUUCAUGUACACGGGGUAAUCGCGGAUGCCUCCGAGAAGGGAACUGGUGGUUGGGCAAUGGGGUAGAAUUAGGGUACACCUUGUUCCUUUGGAAUUUAAUUCACACGUUACAAAAUUGGAAUUUCCUUAAUAGACAGUUAUAUAAUUUAAAAGAUUAAGUCAUGAGGCACCUGGCUGCCUCAGUCAGUAGAAUGUGACUCCUGAUCUUGGGGUUAUGAGUUUGAGCCCCACGUUGGGUGUAGAGUUUACAAAAAAUAAAAAUAAAUAAUACAUUAAAAGAUCAAGUCUUGUCAUUUGAGGCCUCUCUUGCUGUGUCCCCCCCGCCCCCGCCCAGCACCUGAGCCCCCUGAUUCUGAUGCGGUCUCUCCUCCUAUCCCAGCAGUGCCUGGUUCGAGAUGGGGUCCCAGGUGUCCGUGGACGUGGGAGCUGUGCGCGUGGUGAUCGUGGGUGGGGGCUUUGGUGGGAUAGCUGCUGCCAGCCAGCUGCAGGCUCUGAACAUCCCCUUCAUGCUGGUGGACAUGAAGGACUGCUUCCAUCACAAUGUGGCAGCCCUCCGGGCCUCCGUGGAAAGUGGGUUUGCCAAAAAGACAUUCAUUUCCUACUCCGUGACCUUCAAGGAAAACUUCCGGCAGGGGCUGGUCAUAGAGAUAGACCUGCAGAAUCAGACGGUGCUGCUCGAGGAUGGUGAGGUGAGCAUGGUGGGGGCUGACCUGAUCCUCAGCUGGCUUCACGAGGCCCCAGGGGGCCGCAGCUGCCGGUGGGAUGAGACCUGGAUGUUCUCAAGGGUGGAGAGUCAUCAAUAGCCCCCACACGGUGCUGGCCGGAUAGCAGAUUCCUCAUAAGCAAAGGCCUGGCCCUAGCAGACUUCUCCUGAGCCUUUCCUAUACGCCAGGCACUGUCUU